AUGACGGCGAACUGUAUUAGGGAGGUUGCGAGGGAGGUGUUAGGGGUCUCAAAGGGUUACUCUGGCGGGCACAGAGGAGAUUGGUGGUGGAAUGAAGAGGUUCAAGGAAAAGUGAAAGCGAAGAAAGCGACGUACUUGAAGUUAGUAGAGAGUAUAGACGAGGAGGAGAGAAGAGCGAACAAAGCAGGGUAUAAGAAGGCUAGGAAAGAGGCGAAGCUAGCGGUCACUGAUGCCAAAAAUGCAGUUUUUAGUCAUUUGUAUGAAGAGUUGGGGGAGAAAGGAGGGGAUAAGAAGUUAUUUCGGUUGGCCAAGGCGAGAGAGAGAAAGGCUCGUAAUCCGGAUCAAGUGAGGUGCAUCAAAGAUGAAGAAGGCAGAGUUUUGAUGGAUGAGGCUAUGAUUAAGAGGAGAUGGAAGACUUACUUUCAUAAACUUCUGAAUGAAGAUGGGGACAGAUACAUUGUGUUGGGUGAUUUGGAUCACUCCAAAAGUCGCCGUGAUUUUAGGUACUGUAGGUGCAUUAAGGUUGAGGAGGUCAUGGGCCCUAUGCAUAAGAUGAACAGGGGCAGUGCGACUAGGCCGGACGAGAUUCCGGUUGAAUUUUGGAGGUUUGGAGGUAGAGAGGGCCUCGAGAGGCUGAUCGGGCUAUUCAAUGUUAUUUUUAAGAUGAAGAAGAUGGCAGAGGAAUGGAGAUGGAGUAUGAUGAUUACUUUGUACAAGAACAAAGCUAUCCAUCUUAUCCGAAGGUUGGUGGAACAAUAUAGGGAUAUGAGGAAGGAUUUGCACAUGGUGAUUAUUGACCUAGAGAAAGCGUACGACAAGGUCCCAAGAGAUGUUCUUUGGAGAUGCUUGGAGGUAAAAGGUAUUCUGGUAGCAUAUAUUAGUGUGAUUAAGGACAUGUAUGAUGGAGCCAAGACUCGGGUUAAGAUAGUAGAAGGAGACUCGGAGCAUUUUUUGGUGGUUAUGGGGCUACACCAAUGA
Molecule: messenger RNA, 978 nt
Organism: Nicotiana tabacum (common tobacco)
Lineage: Eukaryota; Viridiplantae; Streptophyta; Magnoliopsida; Solanales; Solanaceae
Source: RefSeq, a predicted model, not a curated record